AUGUACUCUUCCAGACGUGCUUCGUCACAGGCCGCCCUUGUUUCCGGGCUUCUCCUUUCUUGCCUGCCCCUUGCUAAUGGGCAUUAUGGCUUCCCCGUUGUCUUAAUCAAUGGGAUUACGUCAAAGUGGUGGGAAUUUGUUCGCCCGACCUCUCUAGACGCUCACGGGUAUCAGUGGUUCCCUGAUUAUAGUUGGGACUCGGAACCCAUGGUCUGCGGUUGGAAUGGAACAAAGACCGGCCAUGAAACUGGCAUCGCGAAGAUCGAAGCAGGUGGCGUUAUUGGGUUCCGAGCAUUCGCUGCUUCUUACAAUGCGGGCUUUGUCCCAGUACGCGAUUUUGAUGCUCAGAUUGAUGGCGUGGGUCACACGGGCCCGGGUCAGGCGUACAUGUCCAAAGCCCCUGGAGCUAUUGGGGAUUAUGAGGGCGAUGGCGACUGGUUCAAGAUAGGAACAAGCGGUGCGUCUGAUGGGAUGCACUGGGACUCGGAUCGUCAGCCCGAGAUGAACUUCACCAUUCCAAAGGCCACGCCACCUGGCCAAUACCUUGUGAGGGUCGAGCACUUUAACAUCUCACCUAUGCUCGGGCAGACGCAGUUGUUCGUCAACUGUGCACAGGUGGAAGUGUUGGGCUCUGGGGAGGGUGCCCCUGGGCCGACCAUCAAACUACCUGGAUAUGAUCCCGCUGACCCGGGCAUCUGGCUACCGCGCGCCAUGUAUAACCCAUACAAGCCGUCAGAGUUGCUCAAGAACUACAAAGGCCCAGGGCCGAAAGUCUGGACUGGUUGA
This is a messenger RNA of Xylaria bambusicola, 786 nucleotides long. Its product is annotated as lytic polysaccharide monooxygenase. The record is from RefSeq and is a predicted model, not a curated record. The transcript is spliced from 7 exons. Lineage: Eukaryota; Fungi; Ascomycota; Sordariomycetes; Xylariales; Xylariaceae. The coding region runs from base 1 to 786 and encodes 261 amino acids.